UCUCUCUCUCUCUCUCUCUCUUCUCCUCCAAAAAGUAUCGAACCCACACAACCAUUUAGCUCCCGCCCCUGGCCAACCUCAAAGCCACCAUUUCCACCCCUUCCCCCCCCAGGCCACUGGUCAUCCGUGGGUACAUGACCGCCGCCAUGUCGUCGUCCGAGCUAUGCAACGUGUGCCGCGGCACAAGCGACGCAUGCCACCAGUACUACUGCACCGAUCUCAACCACACGAUUCCGAUGUGUUCCCAGCCAGGUCGCCCGCAUGAAGGGCAACACGAGCUCCAGUUCUUCGGGCACGACGACAGCGACGCUUGGCUUUUUAACGAUCCCAAGGCUACGGAGCCGCAGCAUGAAGAGAGGCCGCCGGUGGCUCCCGCUUUCAAAUACUUCGAUAGCUUCCGCGAAGCUUGCAGCAAUCCUGGGCACGGGCUGACCUUCGAUGUUUUCUUAAGCACGCCCAGCCCGCCGGACUCCAUCCCGGCCUCGACGGAAGGUUCGGCCAUGGGGCUGCCCGCGACGACCGCUCCCAUCAUGUCAAACGGGAGGAGCAAGGAGGUUUGCGAUGUCAAAGUUUCCAGCCAAGGCGACCCCAACUUGGAGAGAGAAGCCAAGGUCAUGAGGUACAAAGAGAAGAGGAAGAAAAGAAGGUACGAGAAGCAAAUACGAUAUGCAUCAAGGAAGGCAUACGCUGAAAUGAGACCAAGGAUCAAAGGGAGGUUCGUGAAGACUCCUGAAACAAGCCAGCCAACACCUGAGCCUCCUCUUAAUUAUGACCCUGCAGAUAGGCUUGACCUUCGAUGGUUCCAUUCCUAACAGGCAGCAACCACUACCAUAAUAAAGAAAUAAUGGAUAUUUAACUUAAACAUUAUGCUGUACCGUUUGAUCAAUUGUUUUAGGAAUGUACCUGAUGAUCUGCUUGCUUAUUUGCUAAACAGAAUAGCUUUCUUUUGCCUUUC
This is a messenger RNA of Phoenix dactylifera (date palm), 955 nucleotides long. RefSeq names its product transcription factor GHD7-like. Gene Ontology annotation, molecular function: DNA-binding transcription factor activity; protein binding. The record is from RefSeq and is a predicted model, not a curated record. Lineage: Eukaryota; Viridiplantae; Streptophyta; Magnoliopsida; Arecales; Arecaceae. Gene Ontology annotation, cellular component: nucleus. Gene Ontology annotation, biological process: regulation of flower development.